Messenger RNA from Didymodactylos carnosus, 2298 nucleotides. Lineage: Eukaryota; Metazoa; Rotifera; Eurotatoria; Philodinida; Philodinidae. The record is from the annotation of a GenBank genome assembly.
AUGACUGAAUACUUCAAGAUUAUUGUCUCCGGUAGUUCUGUGAAGGGUCAAGCAUCAGCUAAUCGAUUUCGUGCUGAUAAAAAACUGCAAGAUGUAGAUUUUAUGUUUGAAUUUGGAAACGUUGAAUCAGCCGAUCAGAUUGUACGUAUUUCAAAUGUUCCGGGAUUCGUUCUUCUUAAAUCUGUAUCAAAGAUUUAUUUACCUGAUUUUGAAAUUUCAAACGAUAACGGUUUUGUCAAUGGAUUUAAACUAAAGGAAAAGAUUCUUCUGAUGUCAGAGAAGUAUUUACAGCAAGCAUAUCUUAGAUCAAACUCUGGCGUAACAUCCACGGCAGCACACACAGCCAGUGUUGAAUUAUUGCCAGAAUUUAAUUUCGAACAUGCACCAUGUUCUGCUUCUAAGAUGUUAGACUAUACUGAAGCACUUCAACGGCAACUGCCGAAUGAACAAAAAACGAAUAAUUUUGCUCAUCAGGUUGUAACAGACACUCAAAUAAUGAUUGAAACAAUUGUACCCCUAAUGAGACAAGCAGCUCCACCCAUCCUAAAGGAUCGAGACUAUUACAAAGAUUGCUAUUCGUUUAUGAGUCCGGCAUUUGGCUAUCGUCUACCGCGUUUUCACCGAGAAAAAGCUGAAAUAAUUCUUGAAUUUUAUUUUAAGUAUAAAAAAUACGCAGAAAAGCUUUUUAGCACAAAACUAAAAAGUGUACCACUGACAAAUAUGGACUGGGUUCCAGCUUUAAAGCUCAAAUUUUGGCCUAAUGAUAUGCACUGGUUUCUCAAUCGAUUGAAACAAAAUCGACCAUUAAUAUAUGAAGAAAUUAAGCCACUUCAUAUGCAUUUGAUUUCAAAAUGGUCACAGAAAACGCCUACAGAAUUCGAAAAUUUAGAAUUUCGCUAUUCGUUUUCGCUAAUCGAAAAUAAACUAGCCGAAUUACGUACACCUCUUGAACAGAUAUUGAAUCGUGUAGCCAGAGGUAUAUUUUACCGAUACUUACAUAAAAGUGCCUUUGCAUCAGGGGAAGAAGAAUAUUUAACAUCGUAUUUCGUUAAAACAACCGUUCUAUGGAUGUGUGAGAUAUAUAACUUUGACAGUAUUCAUAGUGCAACAACCACUUACGUUCAUCAAACUGAUCAAAUCGUGGCUGAACGCAUAGGAAAACGGUGGAUUACAUAUUGUGCACAUUAUUUUAUCGAACACCUGAACGUUCUCGAUGGGUUUUCGAAUACAUAUCUGAACAAUAUUUAUAAAAUUCUGCAAAAUGAUGUUAAUCUUAGAGAUGCUCGGUAUCCUAGUCCUACGGAAGAAGAGUUUUACGUUGAAAAUGAACUAGAAGACUCAGAAGAGCUGUAUGAUGAUAUUAUGGCGUUCACCAACCAUCCAGAGUUUCGAGAAGAUUGCAAAUCUUUGGCUAGGAAAAUCACCGGUGGAUCUAUGCCGGACGACGAUUUAGGUACCAACUUUGACUUAGACUCUUAUCUCCACUUGCAAGUGUGUCUUCCAUUUCUUGGUAUGGUAGUUUGGGAUAAUCCAGUACUGUGUAAUUGGCAACGUUGGCAAAAACUGUUCGUCGACACGCCAUCUCAGCAAUUAUCAGUAUUGUUUCCGGAAUAUGAUGACGAUAAUGACUGUCCAAUUCAAACUAAUAAAACACCAUUCCAUUUUUUUCAGUUAAUGACAUCAUUUCUCAAGAUUAAAGAGAUGGAUGAACGUGUUACAGAUCAAAGCUUCCCAAAUAAUAACCAAGUCACGCAAAAUCUUCCACAGUUAGAUUUUAUCGAUCAACUGCUUCCAGCCUUCGCAAUAACAAGAUACAAUUUGUCAGAGCCGCUAGUUUCUGAAUCGAUAGGAGAUACUAGAAAUAAUGGCAUGAUUACACACGACACGAAAGAAGAUGAUGAUGAAACGCUCAAUGAUGUACAGAAAUAUAUGCAGCACGCUGUGAACCUUUUGUACAAUGAUGCCCCACCGAUCAUGUCCAUGUUCGAUGAAGACCCAACACAGGAUUUUCAUUUCACCAAAAUGUCAGAUGAAGCACCCGAAGGUUAUACUGUAGUAACUGAGGAAAUACGCGCAGAUCCACAGCCGGCUUCUGGAUGGGAAGCACGAUUAGAUAAUUCAUUUCCAAAGAGAAUUUUUUACAUGGAUCACCAUAGCCACCAUGUUACUUGGGAACCACCUACAAUUUAUCAUUUAGCUCAACGCCUACAAUGGUAUAGCUACCUUAAAAUAACAGAUAACCUCGAAAAUCCACAAAAUAAUGUAAUUCUGCCACAACUAAUUGAUUUACAAUCAUAG